This is a messenger RNA of Mytilus californianus (California mussel), 5715 nucleotides long. Its product is annotated as phosphoenolpyruvate phosphomutase. Bases 62 to 1051 code for a protein of 329 amino acids. The record is from RefSeq and is a predicted model, not a curated record. Gene Ontology annotation, molecular function: phosphoenolpyruvate mutase activity. NCBI's taxonomy places the organism in Eukaryota, Metazoa, Mollusca, Bivalvia, Mytilida, Mytilidae. The transcript is spliced from 9 exons.
CACGUGUGUAAACAAGAAAGAAGAUCGAACACGUCUGAGUCGCGUGGCAGUUUCUAACAAAAUGGCAGGAAUUUCAUCAAGUUAUAGACUAUUUACGUUUUGCAGGAUGUUGAAUCUACAUAUGAAACAUGAGAUUGGAAAUGGACAAGUUAUCAAGAGGAGCAUGUCAAAUAAAGUCAAGAAAACUACUCAGUUGAAACAGAUGCUGAAUUCCAAAGAUUUAGAAUUUAUAAUGGAGGCUCAUAAUGGUCUGAGUGCCAGAAUAGUUCAGGAAGCAGGAUUUAAGGGUAUUUGGGGAAGUGGAUUGUCAGUAUCUGCUCAGCUAGGAGUGAGAGAUAGUAACGAAGCAUCGUGGACACAAGUUGUAGAAGUGUUAGAGUUUAUGAGUGAUGCUUCAGAUGUACCCAUCCUGCUGGAUGCUGAUACUGGAUAUGGGAAUUUCAAUAACGCCAGACGACUAGUCAGGAAACUUGAAGACAGAGGAGUAGCAGGUGCCUGUUUAGAAGACAAAUUGUUCCCUAAAACAAACUCUCUACAUGAUGGAAGAGCACAACCAUUGGCUGAUAUUGAAGAAUUUGCUUUGAAAAUCAAGGCUUGUAAAGACACACAGACAGAUCCUGAUUUUUGUAUUGUAGCUAGAGUGGAAGCCUUUAUAGCAGGCUGGGGUUUGGAUGAAGCUCUGAAAAGGGCAGAGGCAUACAGAAAUGCAGGUGCAGAUGCCAUUUUAAUGCACAGUAAAAAGGGUGAUCCAUCUGACAUAGAGGCUUUUAUGAAGGCUUGGAACAAUCAGGGACCUGUAGUGAUUGUACCAACAAAAUACUACAAAACACCAACAGACCAUUUUCGUGAUAUGGGUGUUUCUAUGGUGAUAUGGGCCAAUCAUAACCUUAGAACUUCUGUCAGGGCUAUGCAACAAACAACCAAACAGAUCUUUGAUGACCAAUCAUUAGUUAAUGUAGAAGAUAAGAUUGUUAGUGUGAAAGAAAUAUUCAGGUUACAAAGAGAUGACGAAUUAGUCAAAGCUGAAGACAAAUAUCUGCCAAAAAAUUAAACUUUAAAUCAUGGUGCUGAAAAAAAUGUGUUCUUUAAAUAUUUCACUUGCAAGUGAAUUAGCCUUUAAGGUAUUACUAAGCAGCAAAGUAUCUGCACCGGUGAUUUUUCUGGUAUUAAUUGUUAAUAAUCAGUGUACAUUCAUGUGGUAAAUUUUUUAUUUUAAACUUCAGUGUUUGUUAGAUUUGUUAAAGGGAUAUAUAUGGUCUAGAAUAUACAUUUUUUAUUACUUGUACUCAAAGCAAUAUAAGAUAUUGUAAUAAUUAUAAAUAAGGACUUUAUAUUAGUUUAAUGGCUAUAAUAUAUGAAUAAUUGUAUAUGACAAAUUAGGGUUUUCAUCCAGAGGUCACAGUUCACUGAAUGUUAUCGUAAUGUAAAUCAGGUAUAAGGUUUUAGAUGAAGUAGUUUACCAUGAAGUUAUGGUUACAUCAACUUUGUAAUCAUUAUAGAUGUUUAUCAUGGUGUGGACUUUUUAAAAUUUUGCAAAAUUUGGUUUUUGACCCAGAUUUCAUGCUUUCUCUAAAGAUGGAAAUUUGAUAUUACGAGUAUAUACUAAACUAUACUGUAUAUAUAUAUUACAUUUAUUGUAAAUCAAAGAAACAAAUGAUUUUAUUUUUUUGAAAUUUUGAUAAGAAUGUGAUUUUGGUAGACCAUAUCUAUCCUCUUUUAAGUUUUGUGGGAUGUUAUGUUUAUAGUAUUAAGAUGAUUUUAUCUUAUUAAUGAUAUAUAGUUCUUGAUAUAAAUAUUGUCAAGAAACCAAUUUUUGUGGGGAAAUUGUGAAAGUGUAGAAUAAUUUGUGAAAUGGGGAUGAUUCAGAAAUGACUUUGUUAAGGUAAACAAUUAUACACCUUUACAUUUGUUUUGGAAGUUGCUUACAAUGUGAUCUUGUAGCAAAACAGUUUUUUUUCACCAUAUAACAUUUAGAUUUUAACAGGCAAGGCUUCUUAUUAUGCCAUUUUUUGUGAAAGAAGUAAAGGUAUUAAAUUGUGGGCAAUAUGUUGUAAAGGAGUAAUUUAGAAAAAAAAAUAGUUGUUUUGAUAUGGGAUGUAUGAAGAUAGAAUAUGAAUUAUGCAUUAUGCAUUAGGGAAAAUUGUAGUGUAGCUGUGAAUUGUAUUUUUAACUGACACUGAUGGGUUAUUUGGAAAAAGUUGAUAAAAAUGUGGUUUUGGUAUUUUGGUACCCAUAUAUAUUAUUAGAAUUGUUGUCUGAACGUAUUAUCAACUGACUGACCAAACUUGUCAUUAUGACAACAGUGGCUGAGUGGUCUAAGUAGUUCAACUACUGUAUCACUAGUUUGUCAACACUGAGGGUGUGAAUUUGAACCCUGCAUGUGGCAGGUGUGUUUGACUCCAAUCUAUCUUAAUUGUCUGGGAUUGUCAGUUUUCCUGUCAAAGUCUGGUGCUUCUCUACAGGCACUUUUGAUUCCUCCACCAAUAAAAACUGACUGCCACGAAAAGCCAAUAGUGCUGAAAGUGGCGUUAAACACCAAUCAAUCAAUCAUUAUGAUCAUCUAUUGACAAUCAAAAAUAAUUACCAUAAAGUCAAAGAAAGUAUCUUCUUAUAAAGUAAUAAACAGUGAAAAUGAUCAAUCUUCCUGAUGUAUAAUUACUUUUUAAAAGAAAAGUAAUAGUUGUGCCAAUUCUUAUAGGUUAAAACGUUUCACCUAUAGUUUCAAUGAAAACAAAAAUCAAAUGUUCUAUUGUUCUUCUCAUUAAAGUUAGAAAGGUUUUUCCAAAGGUAAAUGAUGAGAGAGAAAACCUUUAUUAAUUUUUUUUUUAUCUCAUAUGCAUAAAUUGACUUUGUAUGAAGGAAAAACAAGAUCUUUUGAAACAGGACAAUACAUGGAACUUGGUGCAAAUAAUUAAAACAUGAUUUUUCUGCUGUAACUUUUUGGAGGCUAGACACAGUAACUUUAAGUUGCAUAUUUUAAACUAUUUUUUAAAUGUAUUGGGUUUGUUAUUCCCUGAAAUGUUGGAAAAUAUAUGUUUUGAUUUUGAUUCCUAUAGGUGAGGAAAUUUACGUGACUAGAAUAUUAUAAAUGCUAUGUAUUAUGAGAAAAUUUUCUUGUAAUCAAUAACUAAAUUUUUUGUAUUACAAUAUGUUUAGAAUAAAACUCAAUGUUUAUGAUGUAUGAGAGUUUUGACCAAGUUUAUGGCAGCUUAAAAUGUCAGUUUUGAACAUUUUCAGAGGGAAACAUUGUACAUGUUGACCUAGUAUCUAAUUAUAAAUGCAUUUUCCUAUUUUGUUCACCAGUUUUCAUUUCAUGAUCACUUUCCUUUGUGACGUAUUAUAAGUUCAGUAUUUUGUACAUGUAUGUCUGUAUUGAAUAACAUGUAUAUGUAUGAAUGCAUUCCUUUUUUACCUUCUUUGAUAGACAUUUACUGAUACAGAUUUAUUAUAUAUAAAACAUGUAUUUGGAUACUAAGUUGUUUUGGAAAAGUUUAAAUUUCAUUGCUUUAUUUUGCAUAUAUACAUAUAUAUAUAAAAGUAUUAAUCUCAGGAAAAGGUGAUUUUUGUUCUAACAGAAAGUUGAUGGGUUUAUGUUUUUAUCAAAUGAAAACUGAAGCAAAGCAAAGCAAAGCUAACGUAUAUGGCUAUUGGAAGAUUAUUGAAAAGGCCAAUAAACUGCCAUUUUACAUGAAGUGACAUGAACUAUUUGUGACAUUAUACUGAAAUGUAAAAGUGUUCAAAGAAAACUAAUCAUUUAAUUUUUAGCUCAACUGUCCCAAAGGGUAAAAAUGUUUAAAAUUUUUUUUAUCGUCUUAAAGAAAGUGUACAUUUUAUUGUCAUGCACCAAAAAUUACCGUUAACGUCAUUUGGCAAGAUUUUUUACCGUUAUUCGUCAUGAAGGUACCCCCAUUACGACCCUCUUAGAAGUUUACAGCUACAUAGUCUAACUUUCUAUUAAACCUGUAUUUUCUCAUAAUCUGUUGAAAGCUGUAUUUAAAUUUUUUUAAUUGUAAUUAGUUUUUUAUGUUUAGCUUACUGUUAUAUUGAUUUCAUUUAGUUGAUAUUUUUAUUGAAAGAUCUGCCCAUACUUUAGGUCUGUAAAUGUCUACUCAUUUCUUUUUCACAAUGUCUGUUUUUAUAAUAAAAACGAGAACAAAAUGAAAUCUCAUAGAUUUAUAUUAUACACUGAGUGUAUUUUUGGCUUGAUUAACAGGUUAAUAACUUAGUAAGUAUUGUGUGUGAAUCUGUUUAAAUUAUUAAGAACUUUUUCAUACAUUAAUGCUCAAAACAUAAAAGAUCUGGUUAUAUUUUUGUUUAAAAGUGGUCAACUUACUUUAUAUUAAAAAUUCUAAGAAUUUUAUCUAUGCAGAAUUACUUUUUGGUUGGAAUGAAUAUUAUAAGAUAUUGUGAUUGCAAUUUUUUUUUAUUAGAACCAAUGCUGAUUCAUACAGUUAAAUUUACUUCAUCAGACACCUCUGUAAAGCAAGUUUCUAAUAUAGGUCGCAAAGUGAAUUUCAAUUUGCUGUUAUGGAGACUCACACAUACACAACUUUACUUUAGCUUUAUUCAAUUUAAUUUAUUUCUUUUUGUUUUCUUUGAUGCAUUUCUAUUUUAGAUCAUUUUAAUUCAUCUAUAUUAUAAAUCCCUGAAUCAUGAUUUUUUUCAAUCGUGGUCUUAACUUUUUAAAGUGAAUUGAUAAAAAAUCGCAAUAAGUUCCAGUAUGUAUAAAACAAAAACUAAUAAAGACAGUAAUUAUGCUAGAAAUGCAUAAAUGUAGGUACUGGUAUUUACUUAGAACAUGUAUCUACAAAUUGGUUUUCAAAAAUGUAAUAAAUUUAGUACCUUAUAAAAUUGUAGGUAUUAAAGUAGCAAAUAGAAGUAUUUGCAAGUACAGCUAAAUCACAGAAGAAUUUUAACAAAUAAAUGAUUUAUUUUUGAUAGUAUAGAGAAUGGAAACGGGACGUGUCAAAGAGACAACAAUGGGUCUUCAAAGCAGUGAGAAAAUCCCGCAACCGAAGGUAGGCUUCAAAAGGCCUAAACAAUGAUGUUUACUAUUUCAGGUAAAUAGAUGCCUCAUUAAACUCUUAAACAUACAAAUGAACCAAAAUUUUAAAAAAACACCCAAAGACUCAGGACUCAGGAACCUCUAGCCUUUGUUAGUCUCGUUUGUAAUUUUUAAUUUUGGUUCAUUUGUAUGUUUCAGAGUUUAGUGUGCUGUCUAUUUGGUUGAACUAGUAUACAUUAUUGUUUAGGAGCCAAUUGAAGCCAUCUCAGGGUGUUGGCAGGAAAUGAUUCUCUCUAGAUUUUUCAUUCAUUUAACAUGGGCACCUUUUUCUUUCAAAACCAUCUGGGUGCAGGAUUGGUGGCCUUGAGCUAUUUUCUGCUCUUAAUUACCAAUGCUUAGAAGUUUACAGCUACAUAGUCUAACUUUAUGUUCAACCAGUAUUUUCUCAUAAUCUGUUGUCUCUUUGACACAUUCCCUGUUUCCAAUCUCUAUUCUAAUCCUUUAUCAUGGUUUUAUUCUGGAAAUCUUAUUAGUGCAUAUUAUCAGGAGCUUAAUUCUUAUUUUAAAAUUACAUAGAAAAUGAUAGGUAGUUGAAAUUAUUCAUUCUUUCAUCUAUUUAGAAUAAUUUUAAAAUGUAAUUGUGAUCAAAUAUUUAAUGAAAUCCAAAUAAAUUGAGGGAUAAAUAAACAGCAGGUUUAAUUUCUUUAUUA